AUGCCAGGCGAUGGAUUCACCAUUAAAAGCCGUAUUAGGAAUUUGCUGCGCUCACCAUCAAUCAAGAACAAGAAGAGCAGCAAAGAAAACCUCACCAGCAAGGUGACACUGGAAAAGGUCCUGGGCAUCACCGCUUCUGGAAACAGUGGACUGGCCUGCGAUCCCCGAUCUGGACUUGUGGCCUAUCCUGCAGGAUGUGUGGUGGUCUUGCUAAACCCCAAAAAGAACAGACAGUUUCACAUUAUGAACACAUCAAGAAAAACUAUCACAGCCUUGUCCUUCUCCCCUGAUGGAAAGUACUUGGUGACAGGAGAGAGCGGUCACCUGCCAGCAGUGAGGCUGUGGGAUGUUGCAGAGCGAAGGCAGGUGGCGGAGCUGCAGAAGCACAAAUAUGGCAUCUCCUGUGUGGCUUUUUCUCCCAAUGGCAAAUACAUAGUCAGUGUGGGAAACCAGUAUGACAUGAUGGUGAACGUCUGGGCGUGGAAGAAAGAUUUAAUCGUGGCUGCUAACAAAGUGUCCAGCAAAGUGACAGGUGUGUCUUUUUCCGAGGACAGCUCCUACUUUGUCACUGUUGGGAACCGGCAUGUCAGGUUCUGGUAUCUGGACCACUGCAAGGCCAGCAAGGCCAGCGCUCCUGUUCCUCUGCUGGGCCGCUCCGGCCUGCUGGGAGAGCUGAGGAACAACUUCUUCUGCGAUGUGGCUUGUGGGCGCGGCUCUAAAUCUGACUGCACCUUCUGCAUAACCUCCUCUGGGCUGUUGUGUGAGUUUAACAGCAAGAGGAUGCUGGACAAGUGGGUGGAUCUACGGACUGAUGUGGCCCAGACUCUGUGUCUGUCUGAAGACAUGAUCUUCUGUGGCUGUGCUGAUGGGAUGGUGCGAGCUUUCAGUCCCGUUGACCUGCACUUUGUCUGCACGCUUCCACAGCCGCACCCCCUUGGCUCUGACGUCUCUGCCGUCACAGAGGCCAGCCACUUAUUUAACACCAAGCUGGACGCCCGUUACCCAGAUGCAAUCGCUCUGACUUUCGACCCUGUCAGCCGCUGGCUCAGCUGUGUGUACAAUGACCACAGCCUGUAUGUGUGGGAUGCAAGAGAUGUGCACAGGGUGGGGAAGGUGAACUCUGCCCUCUUCCACGCUGCCUGUGUUUGGGACCUGGAGGUGUUUCCAGAUGUUCCUGGAGAAUUUGUUGCCGGCCUGUCAUCAGGCACAUUCCUGACGUGUUCAGCUGAUAACACCAUAAGAUUGUGGUGCACAGAUGACUGGACACAAAUUCAUGUUCAUCCUCAGAAUAUCCUCAGCAAUGACCUCCUGAAUAUAAUCUACAUAGAUGGGAACACCAACACCCUGCUGGAUCCUGAAUCUACAACUAAUGUGAACACAGAUAAAUCAGGGGAUACACAGACAGCAGAAAUCAGGACAGGCAUCAGGACCAUCUGUGUCAGUCCAGACGGCAAACACCUGGCAUCUGGAGAUCGCAAUGGGAUGCUGAGAGUUCAUGACCUUAGCAGCAAGGAGGAGGUACUGAAAGUGGAUGCCCAUGAUGCUGAGAUCCUCUGUCUUGAAUACAGCAAACCAGAAACAGGUCUGAAGCUGCUGGCCACAGCCAGCAGGGACCGUCUGAUCCACGUCCUGGAUGCAGAUAAUGACUACAGUCUGGUGCAGACGCUCGACCAGCACUCUUCAUCCAUAACAGCCGUCCGCUUUGCCGCUAAUGACAACAAGGUGAGGAUGAUCAGCUGUGGGGCAGACAAGAGCAUCUACUUCCACACAGCACAUAAGACUGACAGAGGAACAGAGUUCAGGCGUUCUCACCACAUGGUGAGGAAAACCACACUUUAUGACAUGGGGGUAGACGCCACCUGCAAGUACGCAGCUGUCGGCUGUCAGGACCGCUGCAUCAGGAUUUUCAAUAUCAACAGUGGCAAACAGAAAAAGCUCUACAAAGGAUCAUUGAGUGAAGAUGGCAGUCUGCUCAGGGUUCAGAUCGAUCCUUCGGGUCAAUAUGUGGCCACCAGCUGCUCCGAUAAAAACAUCAGCAUCUUUGACUUCUACACCGGGGAGUGUGUCGCCACUAUGUCUGGACAUUCUGAAAUUGUCACUGGGAUGAAGUUUACCAACGACUGCAAACAUUUGAUCUCUGUAUCGGGAGACAGCUGUAUCUUUGUGUGGCGACUUUCUCCAGAACUAACGAUCACCAUGAAAGAGAGGCUGUACCAACUCCAGCAAAGCCCAAACACACCACCCUGUAAAGCCCCAAGAAUCAGGAGGGAGGUGUAUAGCGCUCCAGUUCUGAGUGGUCUGUCUUCUGAGAGUGACCAUGAGCCCGAGGAGGAGGAGGAGGACCAAGUGGAGAACAAUGAUGCCAAUGAUCAAGAUGACAACACAAGCAUCACUUCCACUGACAGCAGCCAUGGGGAGGAGGACACAGGAUGCUCAGAUGAAGGACAGGACUGGGAGCUGAGGAAGCAUGGAGCUGUCAGCCUUGUUCCUGACCCAACAAAGCGUCCGCGGAGGCGUUGGUCUCAUCGUAUGGGCUCGCUGGAGCUAAUGGUUAAAUCCAUGCUGGACCUAAGGCAGCUUGAGACCUUUGGUCAUAAGAAAAACUCCAAUUGCUCCUCUUUUGACAGAGAGAGGCAGAGUACGAUCAGCCUUCACGAACCUGUGCAGCAUUUAGAGGAGCGAUCCAGGAAACAUCGACCCUUUCUGUCCUCACCCACUUCCAGGUGCAAUAAGGGAGCAGAUGGUGCUGUGCCCUUCCCUGAGGAACCUGAGGAUGACACAAGUCCUCAGGAUAGAGAUUACAUGGUGAAGGAGCCACGUUGCAACACACCCUUUAGGGGGGUCUUUGGUGAGAGCCAGGACAGCCGCAGCCCAGACAGUGCUUGCUCACUGGGCUAUGACAGCAGGGAGUCCAGCCCAGAUCGUGUCCUGGAUGACUGCGCAGAUGAGGAAUCUCUGAGUCGGGACAGCUCUGAUGAGGAGAAUGAGGAAAGAGAAGAAAAGAGGAAAAAGGCAGCAGUGACGAGUAUGGAUGAGGCUCUGAGGACGGUGAACGCAGCUGCUGAUCACAGUCAGGAGGACUUCCUCAAGCAGAACUUUGAGACGCUGGCAGAUAGCUGCACCACAGUGGAGCAGAAUAGAGUCCCCAGGCUCAGUAUGUCUUCACGCUUCCUGGCCAGAGGAAAUAAUAACAGAGCGGCGUCACCGUUUACCAAAAUGACUGGAAAUGAACAAACUGGCCACUCUGUUAACCCACCAGUCUCAAAAGUGCGGCCCCUGAUGGAAGAUGGGGAGGUCCGAAAGUCAGAGGACAAGAUCCCUGAGUCCCCUGGCAGAACAGAAGGGACUCCAGAGACAGGCUCUCCUCCCAAACUUAGACCCCUAAAGAAGAAGACAUCAGGAUCCCACCUUUGGAGGAUGUCCAACCCUCCACCUAAAGCUUCACCUAUGUUGGACAUAACUUGUUUGCAGAAGUCACACUCUGCACAGAACUUAGUCACAGACUCUCCUCAUUCCCCUAUUUCUUCUGGUGCCCAGAGAGAGCUAUGCAAGAGACCUCAGCAGCUUUCUCUGGCUCAUGACACACCUAAACCUUCCUUUCACUUUUCUUCACCUUCCUCUGGGUCCCCACAGUCCCCUCAGUUGCCUCUGCCAUGGGACAGCCCCAAACUAAAGCCUCAGCACUCUUACAUGAACCCCACUGCCAGCUCCAUGGCCAAAAGCAGUCGAUCAUCCUCUCUGGGAGACGAUCUCCAAUCGGGAUCUCCACCAUGCUCCCCAAGCUUUCGCAAAUGCAGGAGGUCAUCCGAGGAACUGGAGGUGGAGCCACCUCUUCUCUCCUCAUCCCCUGUCACCACUUUCCAAUCCUCUGUCUCAUCCCUCUUAUCGAGCUCUCCAUCAAACAACCCCUCUGCAGUCCCUUCUCACCUUACACCUACAGUUUACUCAGCUCGUGCCCUGCCGUCUCGCAUCCCUCUUCCAAAGCAGCCUCUCAGUCCUCGACGUAGCCUGUGUCUGGAGGUGAAACCAAGCCAGAGUUGGUGUGGAGUUGCAGCCAGGGCUUCCUCUCCUACAGCAGACCCUGAUCAUGAUGUUUCUCCUUCUCUUGGAAAAAUGCAAACACGAUGCAGGCAGCUGUCUCUAAGUUUAGAUCCAGCGUUGCCAAGUUCCCUUCCUGUGAGGCAGACAAAGGGCUCUUUUUUAGAAAGUGCCAGGGAGGGAGGACAUUCGACUAAAGAGCGCCCUCUGGUGCCUGAAGAGGUGUUCAGCCCACAUGCAGAUCAUACGGUCACCGUGGAAACUUGCAGACAGACUGUUACUGAUCUUCACAGCAGUCUCAGGAAAACCAUUGUUCUGUACACCAAGCUACUGCAAGACGACCAACAUCCCAGUGGAGAUCAGCAGGAGAUGAGGAACAUCCUGUCUGAGGCCCUGUUUACAGUCAAGUCCGAAUUGGACUCUCUGCCACACCCCAUCUCACAGUGUGAAGGACCCCGAGGGGACCAAGGGGUGAAAGGUGAGGGAGACAAAGCCCUGGCACUGCUGGAGCAGUAUGCCGAACUGCUGCUAAAGUCUGUGGAGAGGAGACUAGAUACCAAGAACUGAAGAGAUGGACUGGUGCUUGUAAGGCACAUACGCUAACGAGACCCUGAUACAUGUAGAGGCAAUGGCACUGUGAGCUGUACACUUGUUAUUUGCACAAACAUCUUAUCUCUUUAUAUCUGGAGAAGAUGAAAGAAUGCAUGUGGAGUAUUAUGCACUGAAAAAAGUUAGCUUUUUAUAGGAAAGAUGCCUUAUGUUCUUGUUGCCACAGCUCUUUUUUGUCUGUGCUCCACUUUUUUUUUUAAUCAAGCUUCAUUAGUGUAGUGAAUGUAAAAGGGGAGACACCAGAGGCAUUGAAAUGGUAUGAAGGACAAAGGCAAAUCAAGCAUCCAACAAUAUACUGCAUGAAAUAAACAAGUGUCUUGAUCAAUUUUCUGCUGUGAAAGCUGUUCCAGACAAAAUAUUAUUUUUAAUCAAAUAGAUACAGCCAGUUUUCUUCAGUGUGCCCAGAUUUCAUGAAUGUUACGGUUAUUAUUUUAGGAUUUUUGUGUUUAAUACUAAUAUUUUUGCCAGUUUAUGUUUUGCAAUAAGGCCUGUUGAUACAUCUAAAAAUAUUGGGUUCAUCCUCUGGUGAAUAUGAUGUUUAAUAAUUAAGAUGUCUUAUUUACAGUGUGGAAAUCUGUAAAACAAGACGCACUAUCUGAACCGUCUGCUGUGUUUUUGGCUAUGAUGGUUGAAAAGGAGUUUAAGUAGGAGGCUGGAGGAUGUGAAGUUCAGGUGUGAGGACAGAAAUGGUUAUAUUUAUCCAUAAGUAUUCUAGAUAUAUAGUCUACCUCCAUCCGUCAUGUUAUUCAUAUGCUUGUGCUGAUAGUAUCUCCCUUGCUGCAAAAAUAACUAUAACUUUUUAAUUAUCACAGCUUAAU
This is a messenger RNA of Melanotaenia boesemani (Boeseman's rainbowfish), 5465 nucleotides long. Its product is annotated as mitogen-activated protein kinase-binding protein 1-like. Bases 1 to 4605 code for a protein of 1534 amino acids. Gene Ontology annotation, molecular function: protein binding. Lineage: Eukaryota; Metazoa; Chordata; Actinopteri; Atheriniformes; Melanotaeniidae. The record is from RefSeq and is a predicted model, not a curated record. The transcript is spliced from 33 exons.